Messenger RNA from Puma concolor (puma), 5187 nucleotides. NCBI's taxonomy places the organism in Eukaryota, Metazoa, Chordata, Mammalia, Carnivora, Felidae. The record is from RefSeq and is a predicted model, not a curated record.
AUGAGAGGCGAGAAAAACUACUGCCGUGGAGCUGCCGGAGACCACGGUUCCUGCCCCCCGACACCUUCACCUCUGGCCUCGACCCUCGUGAUGCCCGCGGAGGCAAUCACAAGUGGUUGGUCUGGGUCUGGAGGUGGUUUGGCAGGGGGAGACGAAGAGGAGACUCGGCUUCUUCAACUCCUUCGGACCGCGCCAGAUCCUUCCGAGGCCUUCCAGGCUUUGCAGGCUGCUUUGCCGCGGCGGGGCGGUCGACUCGGCUUCCCCCGACGGAAGGAAGCAUUGUAUCGGGCCUUGGGCCGAGUGCUUGUGGAAGGAGUUAGUGAUGAGAAGCGACUCUGCUUGCAGCUCCUCUCGGACGUUCUCCGGGGUCAGGGGGAGGCAGGCCAGCUGGAAGAGGCCUUUAGCUUAGCACUUCUGCCUCAACUUGUUAUCUCCUUAAGAGAAGAGAAUCCAGCCCUACGGAAAGAUGCGCUACAAAUCCUACAUGUCUGUCUGAAACGUAGUUCUGGACAGGUGCUGAGAACGCUUAUACAACAGGGACUGGAAAGUACCGACGCCCGACUUCGAGCUUCCACAGCAUUACUGUUCCCCAUCCUGCUUACUCCUGAGGAUUUGUUGUUCAGCUUAGAUCUCACCGAGGUAAUAAUAUCCUUAGCCAGAAAGCUUGGCGAUCAGGAGAUAGAAGAAGAAUCUGAGACUGCUUUCUCUGCACUUCAGCAAAUUGGGGAACGACUUGGCCAAGAGAGAUUUCAGUCCUAUAUCUCUCGCCUGCCAUCUGCGUUGAGGAGACACUACAAUCGCCGCCUGGAGUCUCAAUUUGGAAGUCAGGUUCCUUAUUAUUUGGAACUUGAAGCCUCUGGAUUUCCUGAAGAUCCUCUCCCCUAUGCAGUGACUGUUUCCAACAGCAAUCUUAAAUUUGGGAUUAUUCCUCAAGAGCUUCAUUCAAGGUUGUUAGACCAGGAAGACUAUAAGAACCGGACUCAGGCUGUUGAGGAACUAAAACAGGUGAUGGGAGGAGUUAACCCUAGUUCUACCCCUCAUUCCAGUCUUGUCGGUUUCAUUAGCUUGUUGUAUAAUUUGUUAGACGAUUCAAACUUCAAAGUGGUCCAUGGCACACUUCAGGUCCUGCAUUUACUGGUUAUUCGCCUUGGAGAGCAGGUACAACAGUUCUUGGGACCAGUUAUAGCAGCUUCUGUCAAAGUGCUAGCAGAUAACAAGUUGGUAAUCAAACAAGAAUACAUGAAAAUCUUCCUCAAGCUAAUGAAGGAAGUAGGUCCUCAACAGGUGCUUUGUUUACUCCUGGAACAUCUCAAACAUAAGCAUUCCAGAGUGAGAGAGGAGGUAGUGAACAUUUGCAUCUGCUCCCUCCUGACUUAUCCAAGUGAAGAUUUUGACUUAACCAAACUGUCUUUUGAUCUUGCCCCAGCUCUUGUAGAUAGCAAACGCAGGGUACGCCAAGCAGCUCUUGAAGCCUUUGCUGUGUUGGCAUCGUCAAUGGGCUCAGGUAAAACCAGCAUCCUUUUCAAAGCUGUGGAUACUGUUGAACUGCAAGAUAAUGGAGAUGGAGUGAUGAAUGCUGUGCAGGCCAGAUUGGCUAGGAAAACCCUCCCAAGGUUAACAGAACAGGGAUUUGUGGAAUAUGCAAUACUUAUGCCAUCAUCUGCCCAGGGUAGGUCAAGUCAUUUGGCACAUGGAGCAGAUACAGAUUGGCUUUUGGCUGGUAACAGAACUCAGAGUGCACACUGUCAUUGUGGUGACCACACAAGGGACAGCAUGCAAAUUUAUGGAUCUUACAGUCCAACCAUAUGUACCCGAAGGGUAUUAAGUGCAGGAAAAGGAAAAAAUAAAUUACCAUGGGAAAAUGAGCAGUCUGGAGUCAUGGGAGAAAACCAGACCUCCAAUCCCAAGGAUAUAGAACAGUUUUCAGCAUAUGAUUUCAUCCCAUCUCCAAAAUUAAAGCCCUCUCAAGGAAUGCCAGUCAAUGAUGAUUUAUGUUUUAGCAGAAAAAGAGUGUCAAGAAACUUAUUUCAGAAUAGUCGGGAUUAUAACCCAGAUUCUCUUCCUGUGUGUGCUGCUGGCAGUACUGGGACUCAUCAGACAAAUGUUUCUGGGAAAUGUGGACAACUUGGAUUUUCACAGAUAUGUGGGAAAACUGGCAGUGUGGACUCUGACUUACAGUACCUGGGGACAACUACUAGUCUUCAAGAUAAAGCGUAUGCUAGCCUAAAUUUUGCUCCUAAGACACAACAGACAUUUGGUACCCAAACAGAACGUACUUCGUCAUACUCUGGUCUAAAUCCAAGUCCAGGAGGCUUCAUCCUUCCAUCCUAUCCUGUCUCAUCACCUCGAACUAGUCCAAAGCACACAUCUCUUACUGUAUCUCCAAAGAAGUCUCAGGAUAAUUGCAUCAAUUUCUCUAAUUCCUGGCCUCUUAAAAGCUUUGAGGGACUACCAAAGCCAAGUCCACAGAAAAAGCUUGUCAGCCAAAAAUCGUCUGACCCUCCAGGUAUAAAUGAUGGAGAAAAUUCUCAAGAAAAACUAUCUCCAGUUCAACUUACCCCUGCCUUGGUGAGAUCACCAUCUUCCCGCCGAGGCCUAAAUGGGACCAAACCUGUCCCUCCCAUACCAAGGGGAAUCAGCCUUUUGCCUGAUAAAGCUGACUUAAGCACAGUGGGACCCAAAAAGAAAGAACCUGAUGAUAUUUGGAAGAGUGAAAAAGAUAGUCUUACAAUCGAUCUUUCAGAAUUGGAUAUCAGAGAUAAAGAUUUGGAUCAAGAAGAGAUGCAGAGCUUUCUUAGGUCCCUUCGUAAUAGUGCAGCAAAGAAAAGAGCAAAACUGAGUGGCAGUACUCCUGAUCUUGAAAGCCCUGAUUCUGCAAUUAAGCUUGACUUGACUGUGGACUCACCAUCUCGAUCUUCCUCUCCAAACAUCAGCUCUUAUAGUGAAAGUGGAGUUUACAGCCAAGAAUCACUGACUUCUUCUCUGUCUACAACUCCUCAGGGGAAGAGAAUAAUGUCAGACAUAUUUCCAACAUUUGGAUCAAAACCUUGUCCUACAAGACUUUCUUCUGCAAAGAAUAAAAAUUCUGAGAUAGCUGACCAAAGCCCCAGUGCAGGGUCAUCAUCAAAUUUACAGCAAAUUCCCAGUUUUGACUUCACAUCCACAAAUACCUUACCAGAAGACUCAGUAGUAGUUGUUGGAAAAGGUGUAUUUGGAAGUCCACAUUCAGCACCAGCAGCCUGCAACCAAUCAGUGAUAUCUUCUGUGGAAAAUGGAGAUACAUUUUCAGUUAAACAAAGCAUUGAACCACCAUCGGGGAUUUAUGGAAGAGCAGUCCAGCAAAGUAUUCCAUCAUAUGUUGAUGUUGAGAAUGAAAAGGAUGUUAAAGUUUCUAUUUCAAAAUCUACUUAUGACAAGAUGAGACAAAAGAGAAAAGAGGAAAAAGAACUUUUUGACAUUAAAGAUUGUGAAAAGAAGGAACAGAAUUCCUGGGAGCGAAUGAAACAUACAGGAACUGAGAAAAUGACAUCUGAAUGUGAAGCAUCUCCUGGAGCCGUUCCACAAUAUAAAGAAAGGAUUCCUUCUGUCACUCAUAGUCCAGAAAUAAUGGAUACAUCGGAACUACGGUCAUUUUCCAAACCAGAAAUAGCACUGACAGAAGCCCUGAGGCUUUUAGCUGAUGAGGAUUGGGAGAAGAAAAUUGAAGGACUGAAUUUUAUUAGAUGCUUAGCUGCUUUUCAUUCUGAAGUAUUGAACACAAAGUUGCAUGAAACAAGUUUUGCAGUAGUUCAAGAGGUGAAAAAUUUACGCUCUGGAGUUUCUCGUGCUGCUGUGGUCUGUUUAAGUGAUCUUUUCACUUACCUGAAAAAGAGCAUGGAUCAAGAACUAGAUGCUACAGUAAAAGUUUUGUUGCACAAGGCUGGAGAAUCAAAUACAUUUAUAAGAGAAGAUGUUGACAAAGCCCUGAGAGCUAUGGUCAGCAAUGUAACUCCUGCACGUGCAGUUGUUGCUCUUAUCAGUGGAGGACAAAGCCAUUUACACAUUGCGGUAAGAAGAUGUACAGCCCAGCACUUAUCAGAUGUAGUGGAAUUUAUGGAACCAGAGCGUAUUUUAUCUGGAACAAAGGAUAUGGCUGACCGCAUAUUACCAGCUGCUGCCAAGUUUGCUCAGGACAGUUCACAAGAAACCAGGUACUAUGGUCGAAAGAUGCUUUUCCUUUUGAUGUGUCAUCCAAACUUUGAUAAAAUGCUUGAAAAAUAUGUCCCAUCUAAAGACUUGCCAUAUAUUAAGGAAUCUGUUAAAAGCUUACGGCAAAAGGGUUUGGGAGAGAUACCACUAGAUACUCCUUCAGCAAAAGGAAGACGAUCUCAUACUGGUACUGUUGGAAAUACACGGUCAUCCUUUGUUUCUAGAGAUGCUUUCAAUUCAGCUGAAAGAGAAGUAACUGAAAUUCGUGACAUCACCAGAAAAUCAGUUCCCCGCAAUUCCUUAGAAAGUGCUGAAUACAUUAAAGUCAUAACAGGUUUAUUAAAUGCAAAAGACUUCCGUGAUCGUAUUAAUGGGAUUAAGCAGCUUUUGUCAGAUACUGAAAACAAUCAAGAGCUUGUUGUUGGGAACAUUGUGAAGAUCUUUGAUGCUUUUAAAUCUCGGCUUCAUGAUUCCAAUAGUAAAGUAAAUCUGGUGGCUCUAGAAACAAUGCACAAAAUGAUUCCUUUGCUUAAAGACAACUUAUCUCCUAUAAUCAACAUGCUAAUUCCAGCAAUAGUAGAUAACAAUCUGAAUUCUAAGAAUCCAGGCAUCUAUGCUGCUGCCACAAAUGUUGUUCAAGCACUGAGUCAGCAUGUGGACAAUUAUUUGCUUCUACAGCCAUUUUGCACAAAAGCUCAGUUUUUAAAUGGAAAAGCAAAACAGGAUAUGACUGAAAAGCUUGCUGAUAUUGUUACGGAACUUUAUCAAAGGAAGCCCCAUGCCACAGAACAGAAAGUAUUGGUUGUUUUAUGGCAUCUCUUAGGGAACAUGACAAACAGUGGCUCUUUGCCUGGAGCUGGAGGAAAUAUACGAACAGCCACAGCUAAAUUAUCGAAAGCACUUUUUGCGCAAAUGGGUCAGAAUCUGUUAAAUCAGGCUGCAUCUCAACCACCACAUAUCAAAAAGAGUUUAGAAGAAUUGCUCGAUAUGACAAUAUGA